Messenger RNA from Lactuca saligna, 798 nucleotides. Lineage: Eukaryota; Viridiplantae; Streptophyta; Magnoliopsida; Asterales; Asteraceae. The record is from the annotation of a GenBank genome assembly.
AUGGUUAUAGGUAAAACUAGGGCUUUUUUGAUCGGAGACCUUAGAACCCAGUUGCUUCACUCUCGAUUGCAGUGUCGUUCGGCAACUAUGACUCCUCCAUCAGACUGGUGUUGCAACUCCUCAGGCUACGACAUCGGUAUCGACUCCUCAGGCUCACUGGUCCACCUCCCCUCCACCCUACUCCAUCUACUAAGACUCCUCAGUCUACUUUUGAGAUGUGAGUGUUGUUCGUUUAGCAAUGGUGAGUAUGUGAAAGCGGGAUUGGCUAAACAAGACCACUGGUGUUUUAACGCAACUUAUGAGCAGUAUUCAGUUUCUGCUUGGGAUGAACUGAAGCAUAUACAGCAGGCUAUAGCAUUUCUGGUUAUACAUCAAAAGCCAAAGAAAACACUGGGCGAAAUAAGUCAUGACGUCUGCCUAGUGAUGACAAGUAUGGGACACAAAGCGUCUCCCCAGAUGGACUUACAAGACAUGCUUGUUGUCUUGUCUGUAGUGCUUGUCACAUAUCUGAAUAUGUUGGUAGAAAACUUUUCGUUGGAGGCGUUGCUUGGGAGACUUCGAAAGGUGCAGUUUAAGAGACAUUUUUCACAAAGUUCCAAAUUUUGCCUUGGAAGUGAAGGCUCAUUGCAUACCGUGGUUUCUGACAAAGAAUAUGGUAUUAUUACCAACUGUCUUGCCAUGAAUUUGGGUGAACAACCUAACCUCCCUCUUCCUUUCCGUGACAUAAACUCUGACAACUCAGAUACAAUUCGCCUCCUGGCUGAUAAAGUUGAUAUGACCAGUCAAGUGUUCUUGUAA